Molecule: messenger RNA, 439 nt
Organism: Oryzias melastigma (Indian medaka)
Lineage: Eukaryota; Metazoa; Chordata; Actinopteri; Beloniformes; Adrianichthyidae
Product: von Willebrand factor A domain-containing protein 5A-like
Exons: 2
Source: RefSeq, a predicted model, not a curated record
UGUGGCGUCUCAGUUCCUCUGCAGAGUGUGGAGGUGGAGCUGCAGGUGAAGGACCAUGUGGCUACAGUCAUCUCCACUCUGAACUACCAGAACAAGGAGGACAAACCUGUAGAGGCAGUUUUUGUCUUCCCUCUGCCUGGAGAUGCUGCUGUGUGUCAUUUCAGUGCUAAGAUUGGACAGACACACAUUGUAGCUGAGCUGAAGGAGAAGCAGCAGGCUCGGGAGGAGUAUGAUGAUGCUCUGAGUUCAGGGCAGCAGGCCUUCCUGUUGGAGGAGAGUGAACAGAGUCCAGACAUCUUCUCUCUGACUGUGGGCAGUCUGCCUCCAGGGGAGAGCGCCUCCAUCAGGCUGGAGUAUGUCAUUGAGCUGGCUGUGGAGGCUGAUGAGGCUCUGAGGUUCAGUCUGCCUGCUGUGCUCAACCCUCGCUACCAACCUCAAG